AUGAAAUAUAAUAGGACCCUCAGUAGCAGGCCUAACUAGUAUCGACGUCCUCAGAGAGCACCCCUAAACUUUAUAUCAUCUGAAUAGCGAGAAUAACUAAUUAAUCUGGUAGAGCUUGGAAACAAAAAUAUUAUCGAAGCAAGUGAGAUCUUGAAUAUCAAUUAUUCUUCGGCUAAAUCUAUUAUAAGAUAAUUCAGAUUGACAGGUAGAAUCUAGAGAAUUUAUAAGUGUCGCAGAUAAAGACCUCAUUUAAACAAUCAAAAAACUCCACUAACUACUUAUAGUGACAAAAGUUUGCCGUUCUUUUAGCAGAUUGAUAUGCUGAGCGCACCACCCAAAGUAGAUUAAAUUAUGGAAAUGAUCCCGUGGAAGCACAAACUUGAGACUGGUUACCAUAUUUUCUAAUUUUCCAGAUAUCCACUCAAAAUUAUGGAAUCUUACAACAAGAAAUAACUUUUGCUAGACUUAACCACGAAAGAUUAAAUUGAAUUUUCUCGAGUUACUGAUUAAAAUGAGCAGAUUUAAUCCACAGAUCUUUACGUUUAGCAGAUUUAAUUAUGA
Stylonychia lemnae is the source of this 561-nucleotide messenger RNA. NCBI's taxonomy places the organism in Eukaryota, Ciliophora, Spirotrichea, Sporadotrichida, Oxytrichidae. The record is from the annotation of a GenBank genome assembly.